AAAGUAUGAAACUGUGGCUGCUGUAAAACACUAAAGAUAGAUAUAAAGUUAUAAAAGUAAAGAAAAAGGUGAAGAUGUGGGUUAAUUUCAAUCAAUUUGCAAUGUAAUGAUAACAUUUUUGUUACCUUAACAGGGUUGUGAAAAUCUCGCCAAGCGUGAAGCUUGUAACAGACCGGAAGGAGAUUGUAGCUGCCAGGCUGGCCUGUCCUGUGUGUUGACGAAAAAAAUGAUCUUGGAUGGAAACGCUAUCCCUGUGAAACAGUGCAUGCCAGAAGGAAUGGAAAUUAACGUAGAAACAGUGGACUUUGAUAACGAGGAACAGACCAGCUCCUCUUUCAGAGCCAAACGAUUUCUUGGAAUCUUUACGAGAUGUUCUUCCGAAGACGACUGCGCUGCAAACUUCUGCUGUCCGAUCCUACUACACCGGUGUCUUCCAAAAAUCCUGGAAAACGGCGCUUGCAACUUUAAUAACCUUCAUAAGUGCGGGUGCAUGGACGGGCUGGUGUGCCAAAAGACAACAGACAUUGCCAUAUUGCCAGGCAUUAAUUUCCCUCUUGAACAGUGCGUCAAGAUGUGAAUGUGGCUGAAAGUUGUACAUGUAGAUAGAGCAGUAGUUAGAUUGAAGAAGACAAACCACUGUAACAAGUCAAAGACAAAAUAAAACGAGGUUUUGGAGAGCCCAAAAUAAGGCUGGCUGGCGUAUUCAUAGAGACGGUUCUCAAAUGGACAAGCGGGCAAUAAGGGGUUUGGUGGACUUUACUAGAAGAUAUUUAUGAGAUUUUAUUUCUCUUCUUUUCGUGACCGCAUGGUUAUACCAAAAGUCAGAAAUGUUUAGCGUGGGGAUACGCUUCACUGAGAUCACGGCCGAACCCUUCUGUUUCUCGUUCCAGUUCUAAUUUAAAUACAAAGAGAAACUGCAUGUUGUGCUAGUUGGAGACACUGUAAAUAAUUAUGCAAGUAUUUCAAAUAGAGUAUAAUCUAUUAGGAACCCCAACUGGUGGGAGGUUAAGCAGUUGGUAAUUUACAGAACACGGUCGAAGAGUUGAACUCGGGAUUGCCGAGAACAAAUUAGAUGUGAGCGGUAGGGUGGAACCAGGGAGGGUUGAACCAGGGACUUCCAGAUUUCAAAUCCAACGUCCUAAACCACUCGGCCACACCACCUCCACUAAACAUGGAAUUUUGUUUUUGUUUUUCUUUGUUUUUGUUUUUUAUUUGUUGCACACACUGGUUCCAAUACUUACACGGCUACUUACACUACUUGCAAGGCCAAUACAUAUACUUACAUUACUUAUAAUACUUUUUAUUCAAUGUGAUUAAUUCCGUCACUUACAAUACUAAGGCUAAGGUAAAUAACUACAUACAAUACAAUACGAUCACUUACGCCGAGUACUAACAAUACUGAUGCUUACACUAUACAGUACAGUACGAUAACUCAUGUUACAUACAAUACCAAUUAACACUACUUACACUGCAAUACGAUUACCAACGCCACCCAGUCACGAUAUAAUUCGAUUACUUUUGCUACUUAAAACCUUUACACUUAUGUCCAGGAUUGAACGCAAAGUAGUGUUUAAUUAGUACUUUAUAUUUGGCAGGGUUAUUUGACAUUUUCAUAUUACUUCAUAUUUGACAGAAUUGUGUGUUUUGGUGACUUUUUAUCAAUGAGGACACUUUGUGAUGCUUACCAUGAGGAAUGUGAAUCUCAUUAGCGUUCAACCC
Orbicella faveolata is the source of this 1719-nucleotide messenger RNA. RefSeq lists its product as uncharacterized. The record is from RefSeq and is a predicted model, not a curated record. Lineage: Eukaryota; Metazoa; Cnidaria; Anthozoa; Scleractinia; Merulinidae.